CCAUCCCGCCUCCCGGGACGGCCGAGAAGCCGCAGGAACGCCGCAGCCGCGUUCCUUUCAGCGCUGCAGUCCCCGCGCCCCCGCCCGCAGGGCCGCCGCCUCCCGGCCCGCCCCGCCCCGCUCCCGGCACCCACCGUGCGGGCGGGCCGGCGGAGCGGAGGGCCGGAGCCGGUGGCGCAGGAAAUAAACGGCUUCUAAUGCGAGGAGCACGAUGAAAUUCGGCUGCCUUUCCUUCCGACAGCCCUACGCGGGGCUGCUUCUAAACCAGGUCAAAACAGUAGAGACUCGCUGGCGUCCUUUGUUAGCAGGCUACAAGAACUGCACCAUUGCUAUUCAUAUAGCUGUUAAGGACUGGGAAGAUGAAACAUGGAGAGAAAUUCUUCUGAAUAGGUUUGGCAUGACACCAAAACAGCUGCAAGAUUUGUUGGAUGAAGGGGAAAAAUUUGGCAGAGGAGUUAUUGCAGGAUUAAUUGACGUUGGAGAGACAUCACUAUAUCCAGAAAACCUGCCUCCUGAAGAGAUUCUGGAGCUGGAAAACAGAGCUGUCCUCAGUAAUCUAGAACAGAAAUACUUGACUGUUGUUUCAAAUCCCAGAUGGCUCCUGGAACCAAUUCCUGCCAGAGGGAGAACAGGGGUGUGGCAGGUGGACAUCCCUGAAGAACUGAUCCCUUCAGAAUUGUAGGUGUUGCCCCUUACUAUUAUUUUUCCUGCCUAAGUGCACACUUGUAUUUAAGAUGCUGACUUGUAAAAUACAUCAGCAUCUUGUUUAGGAUUCUAUUCCAAAACUAUUUGAUAUGGCAAAUACAUUUGAAGAACUGCUUUUUUGAGGCAAAACAAACAAGAUGUGUCUUUAUGACUAUUACAUGAAAUUGUUUUUCUACAUUUUUCCUGUACAAACAACUAAAUGCCAUUUUUAAAUGUACAGUUAUGCAUUGUGUGCCAAUUUAAAUGUAAAUUAAAAUUAUUUUUUGAUACCUGCAUCUCUGAUUAUAGGAAAAUGGUGCUUAAAAGCAGACUGCCACAAUUUAUAGGACAUCUGUCCCAGACCACUCCUUGUCCUGCCUUACAGAUAGAUUCUUUUCAUUCACAUUUCAGGCACACAAGGUGUGCAUAUGAUGGAUAUAGCUCUGUGACCUGACAGACACUGCAGAAAGGCCAGUUUGAGACAGUGCUUGUACAAAAUGAAACUGAGCAAGUAUGAAAUUUUUUCCUCUUACUUAAGAUGAAAAAUACUAGUUGUCUUUGAAAAUAUAAUACUGAAUUCAAAACAAGUGUGAAGAAUUACAAAUAAUAGCCACUAAGCUUUGGCACUCUAAAGAGUUUUUCAAAAUUCACACCCUACAUUACAGUGAGAAUCCUUUUGAUUUUCUGGAGCAAGGCCACACCUAGGCAUGGCUCUAAAAACAGAACAGGACAAGUGGUAGAGUCUUAAUAUUCAGACACUUUACUGUUCCCUGGGUCUACAACACUUCUGCCAGAGCUGUGGGUCCUGGGCCAGUGCCUGCAGCUCCAUGGUCCUCCAGCUGGAGCUGGGCUGUGACCUGGAGGCACAGCAAGCUGCUGCCAGCACAGCUGCAGGGGUGGGAAGUGACAGCAGGGCUGGGUGAAAUUCCCUGAGCAGUUCCGUGGCCCCAUCCAGGCCCUCCUGUGCCUUGGCUGAAGGGAAGGUCAGCAGCGCAGACAGAGCUGUAUGGACACCACUGCCUGAGGACCUGCCUUGGCACUGUGCUUGGCAGGUGAGGCUUUCCCCAGUGCAGAGCUGUGCCAGUUCUCCCUUGCCCCUGCUGUGCAUGGACUGCUCUCCUCCUGGGACGUGGUUUCUCAUGCAAGCUCAGCCUCUGAUUUUCUUCUCCAUGGUGGCGUGCAGGCAAAUUGAUGUCCAGUAACAAUCCCGCUGAUGUUUGAUUUGUUGAACCAGAAUAUCAUUUUUUAUAUAUAUAUAUAAAAUAAAACUGCAACAAAAUUUAAA
This is a messenger RNA of Pyrgilauda ruficollis (rufous-necked snowfinch), 1969 nucleotides long. RefSeq names its product EOLA-like protein. The record is from RefSeq and is a predicted model, not a curated record. NCBI's taxonomy places the organism in Eukaryota, Metazoa, Chordata, Aves, Passeriformes, Passeridae. Bases 212 to 682 code for a protein of 156 amino acids. The transcript has 3 exons.